This is a messenger RNA of Schizosaccharomyces cryophilus OY26, 2462 nucleotides long. Its product is annotated as inner membrane translocase Oxa102. Gene Ontology annotation, cellular component: mitochondrial inner membrane. Gene Ontology annotation, molecular function: membrane insertase activity. Lineage: Eukaryota; Fungi; Ascomycota; Schizosaccharomycetes; Schizosaccharomycetales; Schizosaccharomycetaceae. Gene Ontology annotation, biological process: mitochondrial respiratory chain complex IV assembly; protein insertion into mitochondrial inner membrane from matrix. The record is from RefSeq and is a predicted model, not a curated record. The transcript has a single exon. Bases 199 to 1389 code for a protein of 396 amino acids.
CACAAACCGCAUAUCCGUGGAAAGAGACUGAUUCGUUCGUUAAGAAUUACACUCAUCUUGCUACACGAAAAAUUUUUUUAGAAAAAGAAUUUGUGUAAGUGUCUUUGUAUAGGAGACCCUCGAAUCGUGUUCAAGUUCUCCAAACUUACCGUAGUUGGCUCACAUUGAAGACGCCUGCCAACGUUAAAGACAUUGAAUAUGUUGACCAUUCACAAUAAGAUUUGUGCUCGAUCGUUUGUGGGAUUGAUUUCUGUUAAGUCUCCAUCAAUAGUCCCCGUGAAUGUUUUACAAAGACGACAUUUUAGAUUGUUUCAAAAGGAAAAGCAUUCGGAUCUUCAACAAACUAACGUGGCUCAACGUAAGCCUCUAUCUCAGAACCCUCGUGAUGUUUCGCUUUUGACUUCUCUCAGGAAUGGAGCAAAAAGUAUGGUUGACCGUAGUGCCACUUAUUCGAAUAGUAUGAUUAUAGCCUCAUCUAUGUUAUGGCCUCACAACCUUUUACAAGGCUUGGUGAAUUCCAUUCACGUUUGGUCAGGUAUGCCUUGGUGGGCUUCCAUUGCUACCAUGGCUAUCGGAAUGCGUAUCACUGUUCUUCCUUUAAUGCUUAAUAUGAUACGAACUUCUUCAAAAUUAGCAGUUAUCAAUCCUCAAGUUUCUCAACAUAUGGUUACCUUACAAAGGGCCAAAGCAGAGAAUAACAGUACUGGCAUGUCAGAAGCAACUAGCAAAAUUCAAGACUUAUAUCGUUCAAACAACGUCAAUCCUUUGAGCCUCCUUUCUGCUCCUAUGGUUCAAGGCGUGAUAUUUAUAAGUUUUUUCUAUGCUUUAAAAUGUAUGGCCGGUGUACCUGUCGACGGUCUUACUGAAGGUGGAUUUCUCUGGGUGCAAGAUUUAACAAAGGCGGAUCCUUAUGCCGUUUUCCCAAUUUUGAACGGUUUUUUGAUGCUUUUCAACAUUGAAGCUGGUAGUGAAACAGGAACCAAUAAAGCAGCAAUGGCACCAGGAAUGAAACGCUUCUUCAGGUUGUUGUGUGCUGCUAGUCCUAUUUUCACUAUGAGUUUCCCGAUGGCCAUUUUCAUGUAUUGGGUUCCCAGCAAUAUUUUUAGUGUUUUCCAGGGUUUGUUGUUAAAGAAUCAAUCUGUACGAAACAAAUUGGAUCUUCCAGAGGUUCCAGCAGUGGAUCAAAAAACCGCUCCUCAAAAUGAAUCUUUCCUUCGAUCCUUCACAAGUAUUAUGAAUGGUGUUCGUGAGCAGAAGAAGUAUCCUGAAGCCUCUGAUAUCCUGAAACCUUUCCAUAAAGUUAACACCGAGGAGUCAGCUUCUACCCAAAAACUCUCUAAUGAGAAUUCUAGGCAAAAUUCCUCUUCUGAACCUUCCACUAAGUCUUAAUUGAGAAGAACUUCUUUUCAUGACUUUAUUGAUGUACCAUUUUUUUCACCGAUCUAAUUUGACCGUUAUUUUACAGCAACAUAAAAUCGAUUCCACGAUCUUAGAUUUCUAUUUUUGUGAAGCCUAUCUUGAACCGAUACAUUGUUUUAUCGCCAACAAGUUAUAUUUCCCUUUCCCUUUCUCUUUCUCUUUCUCUUUCUCUUUCUCUUUCUCUUUCAUAUCCUUUGCUUACUUUAUUUGAAUUACACUUUUGUCUUUUAUACCCACUUAUCGUCUCUAUAUUGAACAUAGAAGAAAAUGCAAUUUACCUUUACACAAUCCUUAUAGAGAAAAAAGGUAGAAUAAGUAUUGAUUGGCUUUAUAAUAUGUCAAGACUCCCCAUCUUCAACGAAACACCCAACUCAUAGAAGAAAUCCUACUUCGUUUCACCGGCUUAGCUUAAAAACCGAGCUUUUAGUAUAUGAGUUUUUGACCUAGCACCGUUUUACUUACCAAAAAAACCAGUACUUAAAUUUAUUGAUUUAUUUUAUUUACGAAUUGGAGGAGUGGUUAAUUAGCUAAAUUAUUUAUCUCCUUCAUUAAAUAACCCUUCAUGCUGCAAAAAAGAAAUCACUUAAUGAACCAUCUCUUGAUGCUAAUAUUCGUUUCUUUACGUUGAAAACCAACAGAAACUUUCUCCUAUAUUCCCAAUUUUUGACUACUUACAAUUGUUUCCUAAACUCGGGCUCAAGGGACUUAUUUCAAGGACGCUGAGGAAAAGCAUUACAAUCAUUUCUACCAAGUGAAAUUUAACAGAUUUUUUUUAUUUGUUUAGUUCGCUUUAUCUUUGUUUAUUUUUUCAUAAAUAUGGAUGACAUGGAUUACUACUACAAGUCUCAAUUUACCAGCAUACUAUCGCUUCUCCCAUAAAAACGAGAAGGAACAUACCUCUCGAUAUAAUAAUCAUAGUAAGAUAAUUAGCAGUUCGUAAAAUUAGAUACUAAACGUGGUACACCUCCUAAAAUUUCAUAAGAAGUUCGUAACGCUGCGCUAUUUAUUGGAUUGUUGCUAUGAGCCAUCAAUUGAAUUUUCCC